ACAAAACUAAUUCACGCACGGCGACUCCUCUGUUCUUUUCUCAAUCUCUCGCGAACUCCACUCUUGCACCGCGCAGUGUCUUUCUCCUGCUUGGCUUGCCUCAACUCUGAGGUCCCCAAUGAAAGACGGCUCACCUCACGAGUUCGUGAAGGCCUACUCUGCUCACCUGUAGCGAUCUGGGAAGUCUCACAGGCCUAUAUAUUGAGAUUUGAUAAAUUCUUUAACUAGAGAGACACAAAGUAAGAAGAAAUGGCAAAUCAAGGAGCCAAGAAGUACAAGAAGAGAACACCCGCCACAUGGCAAAGCUCCUUCGCUUCAUCAUUGCCUGUAAUGUUAUAUAUGUUCUGGUGAGAAUGCUGAUCUUUCAUUCCACUAUCACCUGGAAACACUGGGUGGGUCUUGUUUUGACAUCUGUGGCAUAUGUGAUGCCCUAUCAACAACUCUCUGCAAUGGCAAAACCUACUUAUGCUGAUGAUGGCGAGCUUCUUGAUGGUGGAUUUGAUAUGAGUACUGGUGGAAUUUGUGGCUAUUUGCAUGAUGUAAUCUACAUCACAAGCUUUGUGCAAGUUAUGUCCAUCAUCUCGGGGAAAUUUUGGUACACGUUCCUAGUGAUACCGGGAUUUGCAGCAUACAAAUCAUUUGGUUUCAUUAGAGGAUUUCUUUCACAGGGUUCAGAGGGAGUUGUGGAUGAUGAGAAGACCCGCAGGAAGAGGGAAAAGAUGGAGAAGAAGGCCUCAAGAACCAAGUUUGUCAAGAGCAGAAAUAGAUAGACCUCGUCGACUAUUCCAAUAACAGGUUGAUCUGAACUUUAGACAGAUGUUGGACUUUACAGUAUCCAUACACCAAGAGGUUUGGUUCCCCAAUCCCCACUGUUUUAAAGGGAGAAGAACAACUUAUAUUAGUGUGAAAAAUGGUUUCAUCUCUCCCAGAUCGUGGAGCCAAGACGCCAUAAGAAACUAACGUUUCAUUGUACCAUAUUCUAACUAGGGAAUAUUUCUUAUGAUCUUAGAUCAACAAAACGAUGGGGAUCGAUAUUUUAUCGUCCGAUCUUACUGAUCUUUAUUGGACAUGGACUUAUGGGCUGGAUAAAAUAUCAUAGUUAUGAUUAAAAGAU
Molecule: messenger RNA, 1114 nt
Organism: Tripterygium wilfordii
Lineage: Eukaryota; Viridiplantae; Streptophyta; Magnoliopsida; Celastrales; Celastraceae
Product: transmembrane protein 208-like
Exons: 6
Coding region: 297-770 (157 amino acids)
Biological process (GO): vacuolar protein processing
Cellular component (GO): intracellular membrane-bounded organelle
Source: RefSeq, a predicted model, not a curated record